CUGCCAGUAGAAUGUACAGACUACUACGACUAUACCCUGGUUCCGUGGAACUGGCUGUCUAAUGUUUCCGAUAUCACGAAAAAUCAACCAAUUAUUCAACGUUGGAACAUGAGCGACGCUUGGCUAUCUGACUAUUUGGGAAUUACACCGAAUGAGACAUUCGAGAUCAAGGAUAAUACUCCAUACCAAUUCCGUUUUGUGGACGCAGACCCGUUCGACAUGCCAAGCUCGCGAUUUGACGAGGUCAUAUCUAUGUCCCUUCUCGAACGACUUCCUCACCGUCUCAUCCAAGUCGGAACGCUUUUCGGCUCCUCGCGUGUCCGUCUUCGCCGCGCUCGCAACAUUGCAUAUCGGACGGUGGUCCGUGAAGGCAUGACCUUUAAUAACGGAAUGCUUCUCGACCUUGCGGAGUCAAUAAAAGCUAAACUAGGCGGAGAAUACGUUGCCAUACAUGUCAGGCUAGGCGAUGGUGGUUUCGAACGGAAAGCCAAGAAGAACGUUCGUUUAAUCUGGUGGAGACUAGUACGAGAAGUGUUGGGCGUCGAAGAGAACGUUGGGCUAGACGUAGAAAGACGAGUAACGAACUUCAGCUACUCGUCACCUCCAAAUAUCACCGUCGAUCAAGCCACACUUCGUGCUUCACAUCCUGCACUCCCGUCACUUCCUUCGACCAUCCUGCCGAAACUGCCAUGCCGUCGGCCGUGGCACGACAAUCCCCAACUUACCGCUUUAAACGUACCUCUCUUCAUCUCAACGGACGUGUCGGAUCCUGAAUCUCAUCCCUUACUCCAACGUUUCUUCGCCGCGUUUCCAUGUACAUUCAUCUUAUCAGAUUUUGUUGACGAAGUUACUGCUCUCGGACGACCGAAAAGCGGAUACGACGGACUCAUGCUCAAAGGUUUCAUACUCCCUUUUCUUGAUGCUGUCGUUGCUGGGAAAGCGUAUCAGGUUGUUGGAACAGAUGGAAGUACGUUUAGUCAAUUUGUUCAGGACGUGUUGUGGAGGAGGUAUAGAGGAUUGGAGAUUGUUCAAAGAGGUUGA
This is a messenger RNA of Fomitiporia mediterranea MF3/22, 1041 nucleotides long. RefSeq lists its product as uncharacterized. The transcript has a single exon. The annotation marks the transcript as partial. Lineage: Eukaryota; Fungi; Basidiomycota; Agaricomycetes; Hymenochaetales; Hymenochaetaceae. The record is from RefSeq and is a predicted model, not a curated record.